CUGCACAUGUUGCACACGCAAGGAUCAAUGGAGCGCACAUGGUCUGUGUAGUCCUUCGGCAAUGGUCAUUUUGUGAUUGCUAUGGUCUAAGUAUAAUACACAGUUCACUUCGACAACGGAGAGAAAGCCUCAAUAAUGUUUGCUAAAUUCGUCCGGCAGUGCAUUCCAGUUGCUUCAAGAGGAAAGAACACGUACAAUAGAUGGCCCGGAGAGCGCGACGCACUUUGGCGAGCAGGUAACACGCUUGGGCGAACGCUGGUCGCUCCGAGGUUCGACAGUCUUAAAUUGCCGCCAUUUGAGAAAAACUUUUAUGCGGAGAGCGAAGUGACAGCUGCGCGAAGCGAGGAAGACGUCAGUGCCUUCCGUGCAGAACACGAAAUAACUGUGCAGGGCCACGGCCGAGAUCGUGUUCCGAAGCCCAUUCUGACGCUUGAAGAGUGCAACUUUCCACCGGAAUGUCGUCCCCUUUUUGAGCGCAAGAACAUUACGCAGCCGUCGCCCAUACAAGCUCAGGCAUGGCCGAUAGUCAUGAGCGGCAGCGAUUUGGUGGGCAUCGCCCAGACUGGCUCUGGAAAAACGCUGGCGUACGUGCUCCCUGCGGCCAUUCACAUGUCCCACCAGCAGCGUCCGCGAGGAGAAGGACCCAUCAGCGUGGUGCUGGCGCCGACGCGUGAACUCGUCCAGCAAAUCUCACAGGUUGCAUACGAAUGGUGCGAAGGUGCGUUUGGCCUGACAGGUACACCAGUGUACGGAGGUGUCUCCAAGGGUCCACAGAUAGAGCGUCUACGACGGGGCGUGCACAUGUGCGUUGCGACGCCCGGCAGACUUUUGGAUAUCUUGGAGACUGGUGCUGUGAAUCUUCUACGCUGCACCUUUCUUGUCUUGGACGAGGCGGACCGCAUGUUGGAUAUGGGCUUCGAGCCGCAGAUCCGCAAAAUCAUCGAGCAGAUCCGGCCAGAUCGGCAGACUGUCAUGUGGAGUGCCACUUGGCCUGCUGAGGUGCGCUCUCUGGCCCAGGAAUUCCUCAUCCCUGAUCACAUGCAGGUCACGGUGGGCUCGACAGAGCUAUGUGCGAACCACAACAUCAAACAAGUCGUCCACGUGUGUGAUGAGUUUGAGAAAGAAAACAAGCUGCUGGGCAUUCUACAGGACAUCAUGGAGGAAGGGGAACAGCGCACACUGAUCUUUGUUGCCCGCAAGUCAAGUGUGGUGCACCUGCUGCAGAAAUUGCAAAGCAAGGGCUUCAGAGCUGUGGCCACUCAUGGUGACCUGUCACAAAGCAAGCGGGACAUUGCGCUUGAUCGUUUUCGCAGUGGUGCCACUCCUAUCAUGGUGGCUACUGAUGUUGCUGCAAGGGGCCUUGAUGUGAGUGAUGUUAAGUAUGUAAUCAACUAUGACUACCCGGACACAUCGGAAGGUUAUGUGCAUCGUAUUGGCCGCACUGGUCGCAGUGACCGAGAGGGCACGUCCAUCACCUUAUUCACUCCAGACAAUGCUGCACAGGCUAAGCAGCUUAUUGCGGUACUACAGGAAGCUGGUCAAGAUGUGCCAGAAGAACUGCAGCAGUUGGUCAACUUGCAUGUCUCACAACAAGCUAUUGUGCGACGCAUGAAGAAGGGAAAGCAUCAGCAAGGUUCAUGGAAGCGACCUCGGCACUACCGCUAUGAAAAUGAAGUAGCAGAGACACGUGGUUGGGGUUGACAAUCCUUCGUGAACCCUAGCAGCCUCAUGUAGACGAUAUAUU
Rhipicephalus sanguineus (brown dog tick) is the source of this 1744-nucleotide messenger RNA. Its product is annotated as probable ATP-dependent RNA helicase DDX5. Gene Ontology annotation, molecular function: RNA binding; RNA helicase activity; ATP binding. NCBI's taxonomy places the organism in Eukaryota, Metazoa, Arthropoda, Arachnida, Ixodida, Ixodidae. The record is from RefSeq and is a predicted model, not a curated record. The transcript has 2 exons. Gene Ontology annotation, cellular component: cytoplasm; nucleus; ribonucleoprotein complex. Bases 136 to 1701 code for a protein of 521 amino acids.